Molecule: messenger RNA, 1869 nt
Organism: Chelmon rostratus (copperband butterflyfish)
Lineage: Eukaryota; Metazoa; Chordata; Actinopteri; Chaetodontiformes; Chaetodontidae
Product: aminoacyl tRNA synthase complex-interacting multifunctional protein 1-like
Exons: 4
Coding region: 39-941 (300 amino acids)
Molecular function (GO): tRNA binding
Source: RefSeq, a predicted model, not a curated record
GAGGAAAGGAGGAGGAGGAGGUGAGAAAUUGCGGUACAAUGGGUCGUCGUGAGGAGCUCAGUGACUUCCAGCGCGGUACUGUCGUCGGAUGCCACAUGUGUAAAAAGUCAGUCCGUGAAAUUUCCGCCCUGUUGAACCUGCCGCGGUCCACUGUGAGCGCUGUCAUCUUGAAGUGGAAACGCGGAGGAAUAACGACGGCGCUGCCCCGGAGCGGCCGACCGCACAAGCUCAAAGAGGAGGACCGCCAAGUUCUGGAGAAAGUAGCGCUGGAGAACUGUUUGCCCUCGGUAGAAGCUCUCACCGCCGAGUUUCAGACCGCCUCCGGGGCCAACGUGAGCUCCAGGACCGUCCGCCGGGAGCUGCACGAGAUGGGCUUCCGUGGCCGAGUAUCCACGUACAGCAAAACUACAGCAGGGGAGAAAGCAGAGAGCGAGGCAGAUGAAGAUGAAGCCGAGGUAGAUGUGUCUCGUCUGGACCUGCGUGUUGGUCGUAUAAUCACAGCUCUUCCAGACACCGACGGCGUUUAUGUGCAGCAGGUCGAUGUUGGAGAGGCUGUUUCCAGGACAGUGGUCAGCGAGCUUGCUAAGCACAUACCUGUGGACCAGAUGCAGAACCGCAUGGCAGUCCUGCUUUGUAACCUGAAGCCAGCCGAGACAAGAGGAGUGGUGUCCCAGGCUGCGAUCGUGUGCGCCAGCUCGCCAGGCAAGGUCGAAAUCCUCGAUCCUCCAAGCGGAGCAGUACCGGGGGACAGAGUCACUUUCCAGGCCUUCCCAGGUGAACCCGAUAAAGAGCUGAACCCCAAGAACAAGGUGUGGGAGCAGGUUCAGCCAGACCUGCGCACGGACGCCCAGUGUGUCGCAACCUACAAGGGAGCUGCCUUCGAAGUCGUCGGUAAGGGAGUGUGCAAGGCCCAAACCCUGAGCGACACCGAGAUCAAAUAAACUAACCGAGCUGCUUAAAACAGCUGCGAGCCAAAACCCUGCAGCCAGACAGGAUCCAGGAUGUUGUGGGAAGCCUCCCCAGAAGAGUGGAAGCAGCAUUUUGAUGCCGUGCUGUCGCAAAGAUGUGUCCAACAGUCAUGUUUGAGUGUUCACAUGCUUCUGUACUGUCAUACUUUUGUACCGUCAGCUGAGGAACGUGAUAGUGAAGAUUAUGUUGCCCUCUGUUGGACAGACAUGAAAAUGACAUGUUAGAUUUGUAUGAUGAAAAUCUGAACUUCUGUUUUCGGACAGAGGAGGGCGCUACAGAGCCCAUGAUAAUGUACAGUAUGUGUAUGGAGCGCGUGUUUGAAGUGAGCCAUGGGGACAUUCAGCACAGUCAUACCCAGCGUGGGAAAAAGAACACCGAGGUUCUUUCAAAGGAUUCCCGUUCGGUUGGGAAAUAUUUGCUAAGACCUAAAAAGCUUUCCCAUGAGGCCACAGUGCUCAUUUCCACUGAACUGUGGAUGAGACUGAACAGUGCAGAAGUCCCUUUGAAAAAGAGCUCGCUGAACGGUUUUACUUUCCUUCUACAGUGUGGAAACGAGUAGGCAAAUGACUUUACUCUGAGGAGGUUUUACCUUAUUAAAUAUUACAUACGUAUGUAAGGUCAGCUCUCUGCUAUAACAGUUCUCUGAGAUCCUUCACCGUAAGUCUGAUGAUGGAAAUGAGCCUGUGUGUUAUGGAUCAGCAUAAACAGCCUGUUUUAUUUGAAGGAUGUAUAUUACAGUUAAAUAUCUAAGAUCUAGACAAUCCUGCUUUUGUCUGUCUGAAGUUUCGCAGGAAUCCCUGAAAACUGAAAACUGACAGUUAUGAAUCAUUGAUUCAGAUGUAAAAGCAGACUUUAGUUAUUUACUGUUUCUUCAAUAAAUAUGUGUUUAUCCAUCCUGCA